AUGGAUCCCUUGAAACUGUCAAAUGUAAUCGUCAAUUCAACUGGGGAAUUUCUUGGAUCGGUCACUUGUUUCACUCUACCUCCAAAGGUAAAUUCACCUGGAUUGGAAGAGUACUUGGUCAACAGCAAAUUUGAACCAUUGAGUUAUACAUUGCCAAAUCUGGAGGUGCUCAUGGCGGCGGUAUUUGGUAUCACCCAGGUCUUGAAUUUUGCGUUCAGAAGAAUAGGAGUGCCAUUGCUAAUUUCACAGAUUCUUGCAGGCCUGAUUUUUAAUCCAGCAGUGCUUCCUCAUAGUGUUUCAAAUGUUCUAUUUUCAAGGGCAGGUGUAGAAAAUCUUGUUACUGUAGCAACAAUGGGCUACCAGUUGUUUAUGUUUCAAAGUGGAGUAAAAAUGGAUAUGGAGAUGUUAAGAAAUGUAGAGGGAAAGGUCUUACUUCUUGGUGUUUCUUGCGUAUUAUUACCACUUCUACUCGGUCUAGCAACCUUAACAGUUAUGACCAAGCAAGAGUAUUUAAUGAAUUUCUUUAUUGCAACAGUGUAUUCGAUGUCUUCAUUUCCUGUGAUAGUUAGCCUUCUCCAUGAGCUAAAACUUCUAAACUCACAACUCGGCCGGUUAGUACUGUCAACAGCGCUAGUUAGUGACCUUGUUGGCCUUAUGCUUCUAAUUGUUUCAUCUUUGCUGAGAGCAGCAGACCAGCUCAAUGAAACCGGAGAUGGUGUAAUAGGGGUGCUUGUUUUCAUCCUUAUUGUUGCAUUGAUUCUUAGACCAGCAUUGAAUCUUCUAGCAAGAAAGAUGUGUGAUAGCCUGAAGGAAUUGUACGUUUACUUCAUCAUUUCACUGUUCCUGGGUUCUGUGUUGCUUUCACAUAUUAAUGGAUUGGCUGUUUUUUAUGGGCCCUUUAUUGUUGGUCUAGCUGUGCCAUCUGGACCGCCACUGGGAUCUUCUGUUCUGGAGAAGUUCGAAGCAAUUACAGGUUACAUCCUUGCAAUUUUUGUCACAUCAUGUGGCAUGAGGGUGGAUUUUGCAAACACAAAAUUUGACGAGAUCAAGUUAUCAAUCGCUGCAGUUGCUCUUACUGUAAUUACCUCGGCCAAAUUCUUGGUGUGUUACGUUUCACAUUCUUUCUUUUGGGAAUCGCCAACAAAAAAUGGUGCUGCCUUUGCCCUCAUAAUGUGUGCGAAAGGCGUCGUUGAGUUGGCCUUGUACAGUUUCUUGGAUGAUGCUCAGGCAAUAAUGGAUGAUGCUUUCAUUUUCAUGGUUGGUACAGUCAUCGUCUUUGGCAGCGUUGUCCCAAUUCUUGUGAGAAGGCUAUACAAUCCUGAAAAGAGAUAUCUAGGAUGCCUGAAAAGGAAUCUCAUAGAGUCCAGGCAAAAUUCAGAGCUGCAAAUUAUUUCUUGUAUCCAUGCACCAGGAGAUGUGAAUGCGAUAAUAAAUCUUCUUGAUGCCUCCUGUGGUGGAGAUAGCCCUAUUGCGGUUACAGUGCUUCACCACAUCAAGCUUGUCGGGCAAUCUACUCCUCUCUUCAUUUCCCACCGAAAGGGGAGGGUAAUAGUCUGUGAUUAUUUACAUUCAAUCAACGUCAUUCGUUUGUUCAACGAAUUCGAGCAAAACAGUCGUGGAUCGUUAUCGGUGAAUGCAGUCACUGCGGUCUCUCUACCGAAAUUCAUGCAUGAUGAUAUUUUCCCACUGGCAGUGGAGAAGCUCGCAUCUCUUAUAAUACUUCCAUUUCACAUUAGAUGGUGGAAACAAGAUGGUUCAAUUCAAUCAGAGGACCACAGCCUAAGGGAAUUGAAUAACAGGGUCCUUGAAAAGGCACCUUGCUCUGUAGGGAUACUAGUUGAUAGAUGCAGUAACCGGCGGCUAGUCUACAAAGAAGAUGCGCUAGCAGUAAUCAAUGUUGCUAUGAUCUUCUUGGGAGGUGAUGAUGAUAGAGAAGCCUUAACUUUUGCUAUUCGCAUGGCACAAGACACCAGGGUUAACUUGUGUGUGGCACAUCUCCUUCCAUCAAACUUGAACGAACUGGAAGCAAAACGAGAUAAUGUGGCUUUGAAGGGAGUGAAGGAAAAGGAUCACAUUACGUUUGGAGAAGAAGUGGUUGAUGGAGCAGCAAAAACUGUUUCACUUGUUAGAUCCAUGGUGCAUGAAUACGAGCUCAUAAUUGUGGGUAGAAGAGACAACUUGGAUGGCAUUACCCCACAGACAAGUGGUCUGAGACAAUGGUGUGAGUAUCCGGAGCUGGGGCUAAUAGGAGACCUCAUCAUAUCGGAAGACACCAAGGCAGACUGUUCCUUAUUUGUAGUUGAGCAGGCACGAGAACAAGAAGAAGAAUAGCAACAACAAAUGCCUUCGUAAAAGCAAACUAGGGUGCAUCUUAUAGUUGC
Messenger RNA from Populus euphratica (Euphrates poplar), 2381 nucleotides. Its product is annotated as cation/H(+) antiporter 4-like. The transcript has 3 exons. Gene Ontology annotation, molecular function: antiporter activity. The record is from RefSeq and is a predicted model, not a curated record. Lineage: Eukaryota; Viridiplantae; Streptophyta; Magnoliopsida; Malpighiales; Salicaceae. The coding region runs from base 1 to 2331 and encodes 776 amino acids. Gene Ontology annotation, biological process: proton transmembrane transport; regulation of pH. Gene Ontology annotation, cellular component: membrane; endomembrane system.